Molecule: messenger RNA, 813 nt
Organism: Oppia nitens
Lineage: Eukaryota; Metazoa; Arthropoda; Arachnida; Sarcoptiformes; Oppiidae
Product: RNA cytidine acetyltransferase-like
Exons: 3
Coding region: 1-813 (270 amino acids)
Biological process (GO): rRNA acetylation involved in maturation of SSU-rRNA
Cellular component (GO): 90S preribosome; nucleolus
Molecular function (GO): 18S rRNA cytidine N-acetyltransferase activity; tRNA binding
Source: RefSeq, a predicted model, not a curated record
AUGGAUCUAAUGAAAAAGUUUUGGAUAGACUUCAGGCAACGUUUCAUAUCAUUACUGUCCUAUCAGUUCAGUAAAUUUGGAUCAGCUUUUGCACUAAAUAUUCUCCACAACACAAACAUUAAAACAGUUGACAAUACAGAUGUCAAACAAUUGAAUAAAGAAGAACUGGAAGUUCAUUUGACUUUAUAUGAUUUGAAACGUCUGGAACUGUAUUCACAAAAUCUUGUCGAUUAUCAUCUGAUUGUAGAUCUGUUGCCAAUCGUUGCCAGACUUUAUUUUACCCAAAGAUUUAGUUCGCAAAUUCAUUUAUCGCACGUUCAGAACGCCAUUCUCUUGAGUAUUGGUUUACAACACAAAGAUAUCGAUGACAUAACCAAUGAAUUAGGUCUGCCUUCCGGUCAAGUGUUGGGUUUGUUUAGUCGUGUAAUCAAAAAGUUUGCAAACUAUUUGAAAGCAAUUGAAGAGAAAUCCAUUGAAAAGACAUUAACAAACAUUAAAUCAUUUGAUGAAAACAAGUUACGACCCAUCAGUCAGACACUGGACGACGAGUUAGAAGAAGCGGCACAAGUGGUCCAAAGGUCUGAGAAGAAACAAUUCAAAGAGUUGUCUAAAGAUUUGGCUCAGUAUGCCAUCAAAGGAUCGGAGGAUGACUGGGAUAGUGCUCUGAAAGGCAGCAAAAAGACAUUGAUUUCCAUCAAAAGUCUUGCAAAGCGAUCGAUUGGCGAUGAAAGCGGUGACCAAAAGUCUAACGAAAAAAAUCAUAAAAAGUUAUCCUUCAGCCACAGUUUGGCCAUAAUAUUUAACAGACAAUAG